GUAUCACCAGGCGACUAAUUUUGUAGGUCCUGGAAACGUCGAGCGAGAUCUACGCACAUCCUCCUGAGGCCAAAACUAUACAUAAUUCGAUGGAAGAGGUACGUAGGCUUGCAGCUAUCUCGCUGGCGAGCGUCGGAACACUAUGACGAAUAAACAAAGAGAUCAUCUGCGCUCUCGUCUACUGCCGGGUUUCGCUUCAAGGUGCCCGGUCUCACCCCAUCCUCUCAACUCUGCGUGCUCGUUUCAUGAUAGGAGGUGUUGCAGCUUAUUCUUUUUCUACCCCUACAUCGCAUCGCCGCCGCCUUGCUUCGUCUACCUUAAGGCACCGAAAAUGAUUCUACCGAUAUUCUGUACGAUCCAAGCGGCGUUGUGGUCUUUUGGGGAAACAUUGUAUCGCUCGCCAUCUUCAUCUUGGAGUCGGUCGUUCUAUUUCCAAGAAUUCUAUCGGCCCUUCGCGUUUUUCCUUCACUUUCCCUCUGACAGGGAUUCGUUCUCAGGAGUCGACCUGUCAUUCACAAAGGGAGUUCCACGGCUAUUGCUGGCGCCCGCUUCUGGCGCGGCAAUGACAAACGCACAAGCGGGCUGGCCCAAUUACCGCUCACUGUUGAAGCCAUUUUCGGCACAAGCCAAGACACCGAAGUCCCCCCAUGAUUAGGGCACUGUAAACUACUGCCUUCGACGGCAGCGAAAAUACCAUUGUCGGCAUAUGCGGACGUCUUUAUCAAAAUGAAUAUUCAUCCACAUGGGGCACCGACUGGAGCAUUGGGCCCAGUCACACGUCAAAACGUUUGAAAUGGGGGGAAGUCGCUUUACCGCUCCGGCAGCUCUUUUUCGCCAAAAUCCUCCUGCGUGCCAAGAGCCUCUUCCGCCGC
Messenger RNA from Sodiomyces alkalinus F11, 872 nucleotides. RefSeq lists its product as hypothetical. Bases 143 to 655 code for a protein of 170 amino acids. The transcript has a single exon. Lineage: Eukaryota; Fungi; Ascomycota; Sordariomycetes; Glomerellales; Plectosphaerellaceae. The record is from RefSeq and is a predicted model, not a curated record.